AAUGGCUACCGCAUGAAUUUGGAAAUGUGUAUAGCGAAUCAGAGAUUUAAAUAGGCCCCACACAAGGGUGCGCCCAAAUAAGGGUCACGCCCAUCGCGCUGGGUGGGUCACGUGUUCACCAUCAGCUGUCCCAGGUCAGUGCUUGCGCAGCCCCAAUCGAUCCUGCUUAGCCGCCCUACCCGCCCCGGUGAGCAGGCCGUGACAGACCGUCGCGAUCGCCGAUCCGAGCGAGCCCGACUUAACCCAAUAGUAUACCGCAUGGAGUGCUAGUGCAGGCCGAAGUGGGGUUGUCGAACACGAUCAGGUGCAGUUUCUCAGGUUAUUUUUUCUUUUGCCAUCAUCUUUCACUUUGAAUUCACUGGUGAGACAGCUAGUUGACAAUGCCUUCCUACAAGCUAAGUUACUUCAACGUCCGUUAUUGCCCGGAAAUCACCAGAUUGCUGUUUGUUUCUUCUGGAAUCGAAUUUGAAGACAAUCGACUUGAGUUCGAUGGAUUUGGCCAGCUGAAAGCAACUGGCAAGUUGCCUCUUGGUCAAGUCCCAAUCCUUGAAGUUGAUGGUCGUCUUAUGAUCCAGAGUCGAGCUAUCCAGAGAUAUGUGGCAAGGGAAGUUGGCAUGUAUGGCAGCAACAACCUGGAAUGUUUAAUAAUUGAUGAAGUGACGGAAACCUUUGAUGAGCUCCUUGCCGAUGCUGCACCAUGGCUGUAUCGAGAGAAGGAUCCAGAGAAGAAGGCUGAACUCGAAAAGGAAUACUUGGAGGAGAAGGGACCUCGAAGACUCAAGUACCUUGAGAAGAAACUUGAGUCCAGCGGAACAGGAUUCUUUGUCGGAUCAAAGAUGACCCUCGCUGACCUCGCUGUAUUCAACAUUUUGGACAUCCUGAACGACAGGAUGCCUGCUGUCAUCGCAAACUACCCGGCCCUUUUGGCGCUCAAGGCCAAGGUUGAAUCUGAUGAGAAGAUCGCUAAAUACCUCUCAGCAAGACCAAAGACCUCCAUGUAAAGUGCUAUAAUAGAUCAAACACAUCCGAGUCAGAAAUCUUGGUGCACAGAGAAGUUGUUGCAAACUUAAUGACAAGGAACUUCACAUUGAAAAAUGAAAAUACCCACCAGCUAGAUUGGACAGGCCAUUCUUUUCAGUAUGGUGCUUUUAUAUUCAUACAUCUCUGUGAAAUACCUUCAUGAAAAUGAACACAUUCACCUGUUAAAACAUCACUGCAUUUAAAAUGCAAUUGUCAUACCCAACGUAAUAGAUAAUACAUCCAGUUUUCAUUUCAAAUAUUGGAAUACAGAUACUGUAACACGACAAUGAAACAAUAUGCAUUGAUGCUCUGUACAAAGAUGAUGAGGCUUUACUGUGUAAUGUGUUUGUGAUACAUGUAUAUUUGGUUGAUUCUGAAACUUAAAACAUUCUAUUACUCUGUGCUAUUAUCAUGCAUUUUUGCAUGAUUUAGAACCUUUUUAUAAAAAAAAUCAUAGAAAUUAUAUCUCUGAAAGAGAACUGUGUGUACUGUAAAUCCUUACCUCUUUGGUUCCAAAGCAAUAAGAUGAUUUUCUCAAAGAAAAAUGACAGUUCUAUUUUUUAAAGGUUUACCAAAUGAUUUUGCUUGUAUAAUGUGAAAUAUUUAUUGUGAAUUUUUUCUGAGACAAUCAUUAAUAUAACAAACAUUUUUAAUUAUUUAGUCUGAUUAAAGUUGUUUGGUAUCUCACUUUGUGUGAUAUCGAAUUUUGAGUAAUUGAGUCAUAAUACUGUCAUCAUCAAGUCCAUAGAAAACGGACCAGUUUCAUUUAGCAGCUAUGCUGCUUGCAGCUGACCCCUUAUUGGGUGAUUUCAAGUUCGGUGUUCAGUGUUGGUGUUGAGAGCGUAAAAAGGCCGCUGAACCGAGCUCCAACACCGAGCUGGGUUCAGAGGAAUGAUACCGAUUGCGUUAUCGAUAGCACAUGACGUCACGCCUCUGCGCUGCGCUGCCAAAUCAUCUCAACUUCACGCGAGCAGUCUCGACGACGAAAAUGAAAUCGGAGAGAAAUGCAUUAAAUUCUCAUCGUACAGAAUACAAAUGCUUUAAUUAAUUCAAGAAUUCGAAAGAGUGAACAUUAUUCUUCAUCAAAAUAUAUACAGCUCAAAUGAUUUGUACUCAUCUUAACUGUAAAAGCUAAUUUUACGGGAUGUUUCAUCGUGUUCGCCGCCUGUUCACGAGCUUGAGAUUGCCAACACCAUCACCAACACCGAACUUGAAAUCAUGAUUUUCCCAAUGAAUCCCUGGGGGUUGGUGUUGGUGAAUGGGGAAAUUGCACGUAGAUCGUCAACACCAGCCGCAGUGCUGGGUUCAGCAGACGACAUUCAACACCAGCAUUCAACACGAACUGCCGGAAAUACGUCAUAUUUUCCGAGGUCAAUCCCAACACCAGCCUGAUUUCAAGUACGGUGUCGUGGCUGGUGUUGGUGUUGUCACAACACCAACACCAGAUUUCAACAACGUACUUGAAAUCACCCAUUGUUUUUUCUUACGGAAAAUAAGAGGGUUUUGAACGAAAGAAGAGGACCAAGAUGGGAUACAUCAUGUAAAAUAAGACCAAAAUUGGCUAGAACUUUUGUGAAAGCUUAAAUUUUAAUUUGGAAAAAUGCCUUACUGUGAAAUGAUUAAAUUGGAUGUUCUGCUGCUAGUCUUGGGUUAAUAUAGAGCGUCUGGCAGUCCAGAAGUUUUAGAGUUGGUCUGGAAUUGGUUCCUAUUGGAUAGAAGUUACUGCUAUGUAAACUUUGCAAUUCAGUGAUAACUACCAUGGUAACUGUGUGAAUCAUAAUUAUAAUGAUUCUAUGGAAGUUGCCACUGAAUAGUAAUUUUUAUGCAAUGAGGCCCUGAUCUUUGGUGAAUUUGUUAAAGGUACUACCAGACCUGCCAACCAGUACGUUUUUGGCGUAUUAAGUACGUUUUUGCAACCAAAAUACGGCAGUACGUUUUUUGUCUUUAAAAAAUACUUUUUUGUAAAAAAAAAAAAAAAAUUAUUGAGAAAAAUCAUCUCUAUAUGUCUCUAUUUCAUAAAACUUACACAAAUAUGGUUAUUAGAUCAAUGUAAUUUCAGGUAACUUGUUUUUUUUUCAAUCAUUUUGUUAAAACCAUGGUGAGAUAUGCACAUGUUUCAAUGUUUUUUUUUUCAUCUGCAAGAGCAGUGCGCAUUUUAGCUUGCAUGCAGCUUGAGCGCCGCGAUGAGCGAGUGCGCCACGGAUUUUAUUAUGAAAUACACUUUUUUGGGGAAAAAUACAUUUUUUUUAAUCACAGAAUACAGUUUUUCAUUCCCAGAGGUUGGCAGGUCUGUACUACUGCAACACAGUGCUAAACGGAAACCAGGCUAGUUCUGAACAAGUGAAUAAAUAAACACAUUGCUAAUUAACCCUUUGCACGCUGAUGUUGCAAUCUUGCACAUUCGUACAAUUAAAUUCAACAAUCGUAAUAAUUAUCUUUCUCCACUUGAAAUUAGAGAAGCUAACAAAAUGCAAUAGUUCUUGGAUAACAACUAUACAAUAAUCACAAGUAUCACUUGUGCGAUAUGGAAAUCAUGAAUCAAGAAAAUAACAUGGAAACAAUUGUGAUUAUUAUCCCCCCAAAUAUAACUCGGCGUGCAAAGAGUGAAUAGUGUGUUCAUGUGAAGCUGAUUCUUGUACUAUACUAGCUCUUAAGAAUCACAUCAGUUGUUCAUAAUCUCCUGCAUUCACUAUGAUAUAGAUCAUUUCUGGUUAAAAAUUGCUAUUUGAAGCAUUUGAAGCAAGGUGAUUCACAUGCAUCAUAAAAGAAAAUAGCUUGUACUUUGCUCUCUAGUUUUUCUUUAGUUUGUAUUGUGUUAUUCUAAAUUUCCUGCAUUCAAUAUGAUAUGGAUAAUUUCCUGUUUAAAAUUACAAAGGGAAGCAAUAUUAAUAAUAUGCAUCAUAAAAGUAAAUAGCUUGGAUUUUGCUCUCAAAUUUGUUUAUAGUUAGCAUUGUCUUUAAAAUGGAUAUUCUCUUACAACAUACACAAAAUAAAUGAUCUGACUCUGAAGGUUUUCUGUACACUGCCCAUUAAUUAACCUUGUAUAUCUAAAGUAUUAAACUAUCAUCAGGACAAUUUGAUACCUCUACACUGCGUGCCAAAAGCAAAAAAAAACAACUUCUAUAUGCUAUACAGAAAUCGUCAGUUUGAUAUAAGCAUUUAUUGAUUCUCUUCUGGUGUUUAAGUACAAGUAUACAUGUAGCGUUGUCACAACUGAAUUUUAAAUGUUUUCUUUUAUGUCAUACAUUUAAAGAAGGUGUUGAUAAUAUAUAAGUACUGUCAUCUUUUUGUGAUGUAACUAUAUAUAUAAUCAUGUAUCUUUGCUCUUAUUAUUGAUUGGUAAAACAGCUUGUGUUUUUUUAAAUUCAGGACCCAGUCCUGUUUGAGACAUGUCAUAUGCUUGUAAUCAUACUUUUACGAUGUAAAUAAUUUUUGGUUUUAAAGAAGGAAAAAAGUUGAUCAGUAAAAAGAAAGAGAAGGGCAUAUUUCAUGUAAACACAAUAUGAUUCAAUAUUACAUAGAAACAUGAAUACUUUAAUAUAUAAAACACAAAUACAGGUUGUAUAAACAGUCAAGAUAGAUAUUUUGACAAUAAUUGUGAUAUAAGUUCAAAGUUCCAAUUAUGUCUCAUUGCUGUUAUUGAUUUGUAAAACGGUGUGUUUUGAUUUAGGACCUAGUUCUAUUCAAGACAUUUCAUAUGCUUGUAAUAUCACUUUUAUGAUGUAAUCAUUAUUUGUUUCAAAGAGGGAAAAAAAAUCGAUCAGUAAAAAGAAUGAGAUAAUUAUAAAGAAAUGAAAUUUAUUG
Lytechinus pictus (painted urchin) is the source of this 4824-nucleotide messenger RNA. RefSeq names its product S-crystallin SL11-like. Gene Ontology annotation, molecular function: glutathione transferase activity. Gene Ontology annotation, biological process: glutathione metabolic process. The transcript has 6 exons. Bases 381 to 1001 code for a protein of 206 amino acids. The record is from RefSeq and is a predicted model, not a curated record. NCBI's taxonomy places the organism in Eukaryota, Metazoa, Echinodermata, Echinoidea, Temnopleuroida, Toxopneustidae.